AUGGUGGCUAAGUAUAGUCGAUUGCAGCCGCUGCCGCGCCAUUGCGCGAUGCCGCUGGCCACCAGCCUCAAGCCACCACCCGCUCUGACCUCCAAGCCGCGGGCAGCGCCCUCUUCUCGUCCCGGGAGCGCAGUCGCCAAGCGGCGAUGGAAUGCGCCGCCGCCGGACCUCUUCCCAGCCGCAGCGACGCCGCGCACAGCGUCGAAGAGGACGGAGCGGCCAGCCACAGCCGCUGACAGGCAUCUGCCGGGUGUGUUAACAGCUCGGCAGGAUCCUCGAGAGCAGUUCCGAGCCGCCAUCGCCACAGCAUCCGCCUCAGCGUCAGCGUCAGCAUCAGCCGCCCUCGCCAGUGCGGCAAGCACAAACAGCAAGAAGCCCGACGAGAGUCCGAGCCCUGAUAGAGCCAAGGCAGCAACGAAGGAGCAGCAGAACGUCAUGGCCAGACCUCCAACAGGCCGCAGGCUCUCGCAGCCAGCGCGGCUUCGUCGCGCCAGUGAUGGACCGCAGCAUGCCGCUAAAGCCGAUGCCGUUGAAGCAGCCGAAAAGGUGGGAGGGGCCCCGCCCACCGCUGCGGUCUCACUCCGAAAGAGGCAGCAGCUCUUGGCUCGCGAAGCGGAGCUGAACGCCAUGCACACCGAGCGACGUCGGGACUCGCUUCACAGCGCCCAAGUCCUCAAAAGUCUGCGGCGGCAAGACGUUGAGGCCGACGACGUCAGUCCACUGAUCGAGAUCAUCUACUGGUCGCCGUUCGUGGAAGUCCGGCGCGACGCGGCCGCUGCAAUCGCCUCUCUGAGCCGCAACACCGCAAAUCUAGAGCUUCUCGACGAAGUCGGCACGCUCGGUGCAAUUCUGACCAUGAUGAGCUCACCCGUGGAUCGCGAGGACUCGGGGAUCUCUAAUGACUGCGCACAGGCGCUCGCCGCGCUUACCACAAGCUGCGUCUUGCCGGCUUCGAAGUCGUCGCACGACUAG
Messenger RNA from Phytophthora sojae, 972 nucleotides. RefSeq lists its product as hypothetical. The record is from RefSeq and is a predicted model, not a curated record. The transcript is spliced from 3 exons. NCBI's taxonomy places the organism in Eukaryota, Oomycota, Peronosporomycetes, Peronosporales, Peronosporaceae. Bases 1 to 972 code for a protein of 323 amino acids.